CUACUAUAUCGAUGACACUCUAUAAGAAUGCGUCUAUGUCUCCUCAUAGGACGAUCUCGAUCACUAGCCGCAAACCACACAUGGUUCCAGAAAUUCGGGUGCUUUCCUACCCUGUCACUCGUGACGUGUAGUUGCGAUCCCGCCGCAGAUCGUCGGUUAUGUAGAUAUAUGAGUACCGCAGGUGAUCCGCCUAGGUGCCAAUGGCAUACUAGAGGCACACGUAUGUGCGUGUGUACGUAGGUAGAUAUAGGCAGGGGAACCAAGGGACCGCAGUGAGGGAGACGGGAUGCGCGACCGCUCACCGGACGGGCGCCUAUAGCGUAGCAUAUAGCAGACGAAGGACCAACGAACGAAAAGGGGCCAGAGAGGGAGGAGAGUGGACCUAGUCGGCUACCGGCACUCUGGCGUCGCAUCUACAGGGACUUAGCACGCGUGGCCGGGGGCCGUACAUGGCAGCGGGAGUCUGCACUUCGUGGCCCGGAUCCAGAGAGACGGGCGGGGGAUACUAUGGAUAACGAGUUAUGCGCUAUCCUCUUCUAUCCGGGGUGUUUCGUGGGUAGGUAUCGUGAGAAUUCGCAGGAAGCAUGCGAACGUCACUCACCUAAGCU
This is a messenger RNA of Durotheca rogersii, 608 nucleotides long. RefSeq lists its product as uncharacterized. The transcript is spliced from 2 exons. The record is from RefSeq and is a predicted model, not a curated record. NCBI's taxonomy places the organism in Eukaryota, Fungi, Ascomycota, Sordariomycetes, Xylariales, Xylariaceae. The coding region runs from base 28 to 240 and encodes 70 amino acids.